Messenger RNA from Podospora pseudopauciseta, 2780 nucleotides. RefSeq lists its product as uncharacterized. Gene Ontology annotation, molecular function: aspartic-type endopeptidase activity. The transcript has 2 exons. The record is from RefSeq and is a predicted model, not a curated record. Lineage: Eukaryota; Fungi; Ascomycota; Sordariomycetes; Sordariales; Podosporaceae. Gene Ontology annotation, biological process: proteolysis. The coding region runs from base 1126 to 2499 and encodes 457 amino acids.
GAAGCUCACAUGAGUGGCGGCCGGAGCGCAUUCACACACAAUCCAAAGGUUGAGCUGGCAGUUGGUGGCAACUGGUCUGACUUUAGGCAGCGCUCUUACACUGAGUAGUUGACGGGUUAGGGUUAUGUGUGUGUAAACUUUUCAUUCUCCCACCCAACCAACAUCCAGCCCGAGCUUAGCAAAUUUACCAAACACAACAGUCAAGACACCGAGGCCAUGCAUCGCACACGUGGUUGCGACAUGCUGUGUAAUAUACACAAACACACCUUACCUCUUCAGCUCUGCGGCCUCCCUUUUUUAUGAUUUUCGGAUCGGCAGGGGACCCGGAGGCGGAGCAGGGUCCACGGCAGCAAACCGAAGAGACCCCUCCUCCGAUCGACGUUCAACUCGGGAGUACCGGCUCACCAACAAACAGAUGACGGCCAAUUCUUGAAUGCGAGAACGGUGGAGCUUGUUCGUCUUCAAGUUCUUUUGUUUCAAAUAAACAAGCUUUUCUCCCUCAAGUGAUGAUUGGUGGCAGGUCACCCGGUUAUACUUAAUUUUAUGGCCGAGAUAUUUCAAUGGGGGCGACAGCAUUCCGACAUGCUGGUUGGCGAGCGGCCCUUUUCACCACCAACGAUUUUCUGUCGUACCACACCGUUAGCGGUCACCAAACAGGUCCCUGGAGGGCGAUCGGUUUGCUGCAGGUGUUCCUCCAAGGUCCACCGCUGCAAAUUGGGAUAACCGCAGAAACCGCCUUUGGCGGUUUCGAACCGUUGAAGAUCAGGAAUGGAGACUCAUUUGCGGAGCACCGAGUGGUGCUACCAGCCUCUUGGUCUCUUGACCUUGUUGAAAUGCAUUCCAUCCGUUCCGGUUGAUCGGUAUGGGGUUUUGUGUUUUAAAUAGGAGCACCUAACCCGGGCUGCCCUUGGUUUUAAAUAUCAGUCUAUGACCGCUCGACCGAGACUGGUCUUUUUGUUUGCCAAGUGUUGAACUCACUUGAACCUCAUUCCUUAGUUUUCCCUCGUCAACCACACUCGAGGGAUAUCACACUCCCUCUCGUCAUUCUUUCUUCCCUUGCUUUUGGUUUUCAGUUCAUUCGUUCUCUUUUUGGUUUUGCUUUGACGGCAUAGUCAUUCAUUCAUUAUGAAGUUCUGGGCUGCGGUCGCUGCGGUGUCCCUCUUGACUGCGACUGAGGCUGCUGCUGCUCCUCAGGUCCUCCAGGCGAAUCCGUCUGAUGUCAAGUCUCGCAACAUUGAGGGCCGCUCAUUCAAGCUCGCCCAGAUCAAGAAUGUACAUUUCAACCAGCACGGCAAAGGCCCCAGGGCCCUCGCUGCCGUCUACGAAAAAUACGAUAUCGAACUUCCCGAGACCCUUCUUACGGUGCUGCGCCAGAUUCUCUUGGACAUCGGCUUUGACCUGCGGGCUAGGUCAUUAAUGUCCGCCCGUACUCCCGACAACGCCACAGCACCUUAUAACAACAACACGGGGCAGGGAGAGGUGACUGCUACUCCCAUCCCCUUCGACGUCGAGUACUUGACCCCGGUGGAUAUUGGGAACCCUCCUCAGACGCUCCCCCUUUGCUUCGACACGGGAUCCUCUGAUCUGUGGGUGUUCAGCAGCAACACGCCCGUGUCUCAGCAAGGUGGACAGAAGUUGUUCCACAUCGACAACAGCACGUCGGCACAAAAGCUCCAGAACCACACUUGGUCCAUUCGUUAUGGUGACGGCAGUGGUUCAUCCGGCGAGGUCUACCUUGACACGGUCGACGUGGGGGGUAUCAAGGUGGAGAAUCAGGCGGUAGAGACCGCUAACCAGGUUUCCUCGUCCUUCACCCGCGAUGAGCAUUCCUCGGGUAUCUUGGGACUUGGCUUCCAGUCCAUCAACAUGGUCCGCCCGAACAAGCAGAAGACGUUCAUUGACAACGCCUUGAAGUCGCUGGCCAUGCCCCUUUUCACCGCUAACAUCCGCAAGGCAGCGGAGGGCAACUACAACUUCGGCUUCAUUGACGAGACCGAGUACCUCGGCAACCUCACCAUGAUCCCCGUCGACGCCGCCAGCGGCUACUGGAAGUUCAAGGGCACGGCCUUUUCCACCGGGUUCAACGGCACAAACAGCGCCAUCUCGGACAUUGUCGUUCCUCUCGAGCACCCUGCCAUUGCUGACACGGGCACCACUCUCCUUAUGAUUCCCGAGGCCAUCGUCCAGGCCUAUUACCGCCAGGUUGCGAAUGCUUACGACUCCAAAAUCUACGGCGGCUGGGUCUUCCCUUGCAACUCCACCUUGCCAGAUCUUACUCUGUACAUUAGCAGCUACAAGGCUGUGAUUCCCGGUGAACUGAUCAACUUUGCCCCGGCUGAUUUGGAUGACCCUGCUACUGCAACCAUCUGCUAUGGUGGUGUUCAGAGCUCGAGGGGCUUCCCUUUUGCCAUUUAUGGAAAUGUUUUCUUCAAGGCUCACUGGACCAUGUUUCAUGUUGAGGAGAAGAAGCUGGGGUUUGCGCCCAGGAGCGGAGAGUAGAUUUGGAGGAUGGAGAGAAGGGCGGUUUUUGGGUGUAUGUGAAGUUUUUGGGGGUAUUUCCGGCACUGUAUUACAUGAUAGAGGGGGGUUGAUCUGGACAGAACGGUCGUUGGACUGGAAUCCAAAGUUCUGUCGAGCAGAAUAAUGGGAAUGGCUUCGUUUCGUUUAGGCACCGAGCUGUGAAUUGUAUGUUACGCUCAGUUCAGAAUAGAGAGAACCGCAGAAUGAUGAAGCGCACGUUAUGGAAAAUAUGUAAAGGAAAUGACCAGUGCCACCAUCAU